Messenger RNA from Schistosoma mattheei, 4350 nucleotides. Lineage: Eukaryota; Metazoa; Platyhelminthes; Trematoda; Strigeidida; Schistosomatidae. The record is from the annotation of a GenBank genome assembly.
AUGGAUACUCAUGUCCAAUGCACAGAAUCAUCUUUCACCGAUAUAAAAUCAAAAAGAAACUAUUUUGGUCAACAGAUUUUGAAAAGUUGGAAUAAGAAUCAUCUAUAUGAUGUUUUACAUACUUGGACGUUUGAUCUGUUUACAUGUUUCGAAGUCCCAAGCGUUUGUGAUGUUGGACGGCUUGAGAGUACUCCUAAUUUUACUUCCGAAUAUCUGGAGUCGGAAGAAGUUUACGCAGGACUACCUACUGUUUUCAACUCUAAAUGCAUCAAAAAACAGCUUGAAAGCUGUCUGAAGGCAUUGGAAGAUACUCCAAAACAUCCUGACCAGUCGGUCCGUCAACUGUUAACGCGAGUCGAACUACUUGGAAUUCUUGCUUCCUGUCAGAAUCUUUUCGAAUUGGAAUCGUCAGUAUGGAAAGUAAUGUUUACAAUCAGCGACAACUCAGGAAGGUUUUUGGAUGCUUCUUAUGCUUUGACAAACUACUGUCUUUCAAAAAUUUUUGCAUAUGAACAAAAUACUUCGGUUUAUGAUACCCUGAAUUCAAUUCGUACCGAGGUUCUUACAGUUCUUAACAACAGUAAUGAAAUUUUUGAGUCCACACAUGAAGCUUGUUUGACAGGCCGACUCCCUACUCCACAUGCACAUUUCCAGUCGAUGGUUGUAUCCCUUGGAAGAGCCUAUAUCGAACACUAUUUCAACUGGCCUGCUUUUUCUGCAAACCUGGAUCUUAUUCGACUGCAGUAUAAAGAGUUCUUUGAGGGAAAGUCAUGGGCUGUUGUCUGUGCUCGUGGUUACUUCUACUGGCUGCAUCUUCAUGCUCGCUGCAUAUUUGGUGCUAACUUUGAGUUGGUCAAUACACCUCUUCAGUCAGGCACUCACGAUACGUUCCCUCCACCGCCCGUAUCUCCUCUGCAUGCUGCAGUUAUUGUUCGUAUGCAUGGUCAAACACUAGUGAAAUUUAUGCGUUUGUGUUGUGAGCAGAAAUUACAAAAUCGUUCCUGUACAAAACAGCAAGUUAAGGUCGGGAUCGGGAAAGAAAAUAAAGAUCCGUCUGUUGGUCCCAAAAAUUUGAAAAAGUUUGUUGAACCAAAGCCAGUACCUUCAGAACUCAAAGUAUCUACCGCUGCUUGGUCUUCUGUUUCAUUAACAGAUAAUGAAUUACUUAAUCUAUGGUUGGGAACGCGACUACUUUUAUACGGUUGCCAUCAAACGGCUGAGUUAUAUACGCUUCUAGGUACUGUAAGAGAAGCACGUGUGUAUCAAAAUGAGUUAUUAUGCGUUGGUCAACGUUUUCACUUAUGCAGUUAUACACAAAUUGCUCUGAACUUAAUGGCACAUCUAGAUAUGUUUGCUCAGCGUCAAUGGGCUUUUGAAUUACGUCUGCGACAGCUAAAUCACAUUGCAACAUGUCAAGUGUCUCUUGAGGAACUAGUCACUAAAAGAACUAAGCAAAAUUCAAAAGUAAAUAUGAAUUCAAAAGCUACCACGGAAAUUGAUGAGUCUGCUUUUAUUCAUUCUAAAACAUUUCCCAAUCGAUCCCUCUACAAUGGUCUUGGUGACAAUCAGUUGGUGAGAGAUACGACGGUAGUAAAUUCUUUGUCAAACGAUUCAUUUUCCGACGGUUCUAAUCCUCUUUUGUCCAGCUACAACAGACCAUUCAGUUCAAUUUUUUCUAGUAGUCCAACACGACGUACAUAUUUUAAUAACAAAAGUGAAGCGGUUGAUACCUAUCCAAGUGCUACCCAAAUUGCUUCCGCAAUUGCUGGACAACGACUUACCUCAGAAUGGAAUGAGUGGUACAGUAAAGGAUUCUAUAUACCUCACACUGUCGAUUUUGCCUUUGAGUCUGUAAGCAAGUCCUUCCUGAGUGUUGGUGGAUUACCUCUAGGAACCUGUGUUUGUUUAAUCCUUAAUGGGGUUUCCUGGCCUUGGUUGUUUAACUUGACUCAGGUAGUUCGGAAUGAACUGUUACCAUCCCCUCAUUUCUUACCUGCUUUGUACACUGUUCCAUCGGUGCGUGUCAAAGCAGCUGUAAAAACUCGUAAUCAUGGAGAGCCUAAUAAAAAUAAAGAUCUCAUAGAAGCUUUUUCAUUGCUCAGUAUCACUCCUACAGAAAAUUCAUCAGAAACGUGGAAUAAUAAGAUUGAAAAAUCAUCGUCACCUCAACUUCAGUCAAAGAAAGAUUUUCAUACUGGCAAACAGUUACCACCUCCUGUACCUAAACCAAAUGCUCCCCGUCGUCCAGCAGAUAACCGAAACAAAACUAUUUUAAAUAUUUCACCACACAACAGAAGUCGCUGUCAAUCGUCCCAUUAUCAACAGGUUGGUAAAGUCACUGAAAUUAGUGAGGUAACUAUAGAAUCCACAAUACAAACUAGACGCUGUGAUAAUCCGUUAACGAAUAAAGAUAUUGUUUUAGAUGAUCAUGAAGCAGAUAAUGAAAUAUUGAUACCAUUGCUUGGUUAUACCUUUCGAAAACCAGCUAAUUCUCAACCUCUGGAAAUAUAUUGUGACCACUUAUCCAAAAAUAAAAAUGUUUCGAGGAAAAAAGAAAACAAAAAUAUAAGCUCGGGCAAAGGCCAUACCAUAGUUCUAGACCCAGUGGAAUCAUGUUCUUCUUUAAUUGAUGCGCCUUUGCGUCCACGUAGCGUCAGGUUAGCGUCCAAGUGGGCUGCUAAUCAAAUCAAGACAAAAUUGGUCAAUACAUUAUGUGAAGAAAAUCCUCUGUUAUCGGAGAAUACAGAUCAGAUGAGUCAGGUUUCUAAUAAUAUGGCUACACGUUUGUAUGGCGCUUAUCAGCAACUAUCUAGCUUUCCAGUCCCAAAUCUAUUACGUCCUAUAUGCCAAUGGCUGGGUAUUUAUUGGUUAGGAAAAGGUGAUCAACUACAAGCGGGAAGAUUUUUAUCUCAAGCUAUCGGUAUUGGACCCACAACCUUGUACUUAUCUAUCCUAAGCUCUCGGAUAAUUCAUUUGAAGUCAUCUGAUUCUCAAGAUUCUGUUUCUGAUCGCAACAAAAAAUGUAACUGGUUCCCUAUUUUGAAUCGAGUGAUGACUAUUUGUGCUCCUAAUAAUUUUCUAAUGGAAAAUGUAAUUCAGAUGCCUACUUGUGACGAUAAUAGUUCACUUACAGUUCGGGUUAUUCAACUCUGUCUUGUUGAUGAACUCAGUUGCAAGUCUAAUUUAAUUGAUAAAAGUGAUGGUAUUUACCAUCACACUAUUUCUCCAUAUGGACUCGGUGCUCGUUCCGGAGGUUACUUACUAGUAUCGCGUUAUAUAGGUAUUUCUGGUCAAUCUUUAAGAACAUUUGAAGUGGAGACACGUGUUAUGCAUGGAUUCACUCAUUCUGGUUUUAAAUAUAUGGAUAGUUUUGAUGAAAUUCAAACGGAGAGUCUUGAUUCGAUGGCUAUUGAAGAUCGUGCUAAUUACUGGCGUAUACGUUAUAACUUGGAUGAACGACUAGAAAAUUUACUUACUGAAAUACGUCGUGAAUGGUUUACUAAAGAUGAUCUAGAUUGGUUAUUCAGUCGAGAGAAAUAUUGUCUCAUUAUUCCGGAUCGACGACUAGUUUAUUUACCUUGGGAAUGGAUACUAUGGGAUCGUAAUCCAACUUCAUGUACUCCAACAAUGACUCGUAGCUUCAGCUUACCUUUAGUUGUUGGUCACUUGGCAACCCAGUAUAUGCCUUGUCAGAAUAUUGAGGCUAACAUUUCUCCCAAUGCUGAACAUAUGAAAUUAUGUUCUUUUAAUCCUGAGCGUGCAUUUUAUAUCCUUAACCCAGAAUCCAACCUACCCUCUACUCAACAAACCUUUGAACCGAUAUUCCACAACCUAUCCAGUUGGACAGGUGUCAUUGGAAGAAUUCCAACUUUAGAGGAGGUGAACAAUGGUUUCACAAAUCAUGAUCUUCUAAUAUUUUUGGGUCAUGGGAAUGGUUCGCAAUUUCUACUACACACUUUCAAUCAAGGUCUCAAUGCACGCUCCGUUACCUUGAUUCUUGGCUGUAGUUCCGGUAAACCUCGUAGUGCUGGACGACAUGAACCUUAUACUUCACUAUUUAAUCAUCUUAUUGCUGGAUGUCCCUUUGUUUGCGGAUUGUUAUGGGAUGUUACUGAUCGGGACGUUGAUAGAUUUACUUUACAAUUCCUGACUAAUUGGCUGGGAAAAGAUGGUUCUGAUGACGGACGUGAUGCAAAACCACAUGGAACUUUAGGACAGUCUAUUUUUAACGCAACUUCGGCUUGUAAACUGAAGCAUCUUGUUGGAAAAUCAGUCAUUGUUUAUGGGAUCCCCUCUGAACCUGAAAGAAGAUCACUUCUGAAAUUUCCAUCCUCACUUGUUAAAAAAUGA